Arabidopsis arenosa is the source of this 977-nucleotide messenger RNA. The record is from the annotation of a GenBank genome assembly. NCBI's taxonomy places the organism in Eukaryota, Viridiplantae, Streptophyta, Magnoliopsida, Brassicales, Brassicaceae.
AUGAAGAUAUUUUGGAUCACUAAUUGCAAUUUAUUGUAAAUUGGUUGGGAAGACCGAGGAGACGACGAGACUACGGAUAAUCGCGGCGACAACAACAACAAUGGCUUUCUCUCCUAAUCCUCUCUCUCUAAGCGUCCCCGAUCCUGCUUUCGAAUCUUGGCUUCGAGAUUCCGGUUACCUCGAGCUCCUCGAUCACCGCACCUCCGCCGCUGCAGCCGCCGCUUCCUCCUCCGCCUCCGUUUCAUCCUCAGCUGCCGCAACUUCUGCGGCGUCUGACGAUGUCGUUUCAUCCAUUACCGGUGGUUUCUUCGCUUCUCUCUUGUCUCGACUCGUCACUGUCUCAUCUCUUCUUACCAUUAACCCUUUCUCCAAGCUCUCCGCCGAUGAUUUUUCCGGAGACACGCCACCGUGGACGACCGGUUUCUUUGGCAAUUGUGACUCGUAUUCGUUCCCGUCGUCCUCUCAGCAAGCGAGAAUGAGAGUUCAUGAGAAUAUCAAACGAUUCGCUAGGAAUUACGCUACUUUAUUCAUCGUCUUCUUCGCUUGUGCAUUAUAUCAGAUGCCACUUGCAUUGGUAGGAUUGUUAGCAAGCUUAGCCCUUUGGGAGCUGUUCAAAUACUGCAGUGAUAGAUGGAAAUUUGAUCGUCACCCUUCCAUGAGGAAAUUCUCUAUCGGUAUUGGACAGUGCGUAACAGCGGUUCUUCUGACGUUUUUGAAUGUCCAAAUGGCUCUUUUCUCUGCUCUUGCGAUCAGUUAUUCAGUUAUGAUAUUGCAUGCUGGGUUCAGAAAGCUCACACCAUCCAAGAAACCAUCUCGAGGAAGAUAAACCGCAUCCACAAGAAUUUUGGAUUUUGAAUGAGAUUCAUCAGCAGUUUUGGAAAUCAAGAAAUGUAGUGUUUGGUAACUCAAACUCAGAGAGAGGCAGGCAGACAACGAUAGCAGCCUAGAUGGUAGAUUAAGAAAGUGUGAAUGUUAGA